This is a messenger RNA of Pyricularia grisea, 1651 nucleotides long. RefSeq lists its product as uncharacterized. The transcript has 4 exons. Gene Ontology annotation, cellular component: membrane; mitochondrion. Lineage: Eukaryota; Fungi; Ascomycota; Sordariomycetes; Magnaporthales; Pyriculariaceae. Gene Ontology annotation, biological process: mitochondrial respiratory chain complex IV assembly. The record is from RefSeq and is a predicted model, not a curated record. Bases 83 to 1213 code for a protein of 376 amino acids.
CUAGGGAUAGCAUCGUGCCCGUUUUUCUUUCACUCGUUAGUCGGUCCAAUUAGGCCUCGGCGAAAAGGAAAGUCUCACCAGAAUGGCAUCCAUACACUGCAGUCCGUUGUCCGGCGCUGCCCGGAGGAGUGCCGCAAGUUUUCUCCUACCAAAGUCCGUCUGCAGAGCUCAACCCAUCGCACCGCGACCACGGGCGCAGCCACGCCGACCAGUCUCCUCGAGCUCAAGACGACAAUACAAACAACCAGCAGACAACCCUGACUUCCAUUCCAUUCUCGAUAACCCACCCGAGCUGGUCCGAUCCGGUCGCAGACAUGGUCCCGGGCUUAUUAUCCUAGCCAUCAUACCGCUCACAGCCUUCGGCCUCGGCACGUGGCAAGUCUACCGCCUGCAAUGGAAGACGGACCUGCUGGCCAAGUGCGAGGACCGCCUCGUGCGGCCACCGCUCCCGCUCCCGCCUCGCGUCGACCCGGCCGCCGUCGAAGACUUUGACUACCGCCGCGUCUACGUCACCGGCCGCUUCCGCCACGACCAGGAGAUGCUCAUCGGUCCGCGCAUGAGGGACGGCGAGCAGGGCUACAUGGUCGUGACGCCGCUCGAGCCCAUCGCCGCCGAGAAGGUCGAGGCGCCUGCGGCCAACGGUGGCAGCGGCGACGGUGCCGGACCUUCGUUGUGGCAGCGUGUGUCUGGAUUCUUCUGGAGGAGUUCCGAUAGUGGGGGCAAAGAUGCUCCGGCUGGGUCCUCGGCGCCGCAGGUCGCGGAGCCGCCGCCGCCGGCAGUACUUGUGAACCGCGGCUGGGUCAGCAAAAAGUUGGGAGACCAGAAAGACCGCCCGGAGAGUCUGCCUGAGGGCCCUGUUACCGUCGAGGGCAUGAUACGGAAGCCGUGGAAGAAGAACAUGUUCACACCAGACAACAGGCCCGAUAUAGGGGAAUUCUACUUCCCCGAUGUUGAGCAAAUGGCUAGCCUUACAGGAAGCCAGCCCAUUUGGAUUGAGUCUACUAUGGAGCCGGGUCUAUUAGAGGUCCUUGAAAUGCAACGCAAGGGCAUUCCAAUUGGUAGGGCAGCCGAAGUUAACCUAAGGAAUAAUCAUGCCCAGUACAUUUUUACUUGGUAUGCGUUGGCUGCCGCAACCUCGAUCAUGUUCUACUUGGUGGUCAAGAAGCCAUCAAAAGAUGUGACGCGCCGUGUUCGUAAGAACUACAGUUGGUAGUGUAACGCUUGCUGCCUAAGCGUGCUUGGCAUCUGCACUAACCUUGUCGGUUGGCGCAUCGAUAUGAUGAGAAGUUCUGCGAGGGAUUCGCAAGUGGUUUUGACUUUGAAUCCAGUCGAACAAAAACCUGAUAUCGGUUCAUGUCUCAUCAAAAGAUGUGGUAUGCCCAGCGGCUUUACGGCGCUUCUUUAGAGGCGCCCGAGCCGGCAUCCGCAGCUCUUGCAGCAGUUCCCUUGGCAGAUGUCUCUGAGCGAGCGAGAACAAGGUAGUCUGCGGAUCGAUCUGUCUCUGCCUGUGGUUGAUUGGGGGUGUUAGCGUCAAUGAUCCGGGCUUGUAAUUGGAAACCAGGAAUAUACACCUGGCGUUGUAUAUGUAACACCAUCUCGUUCAUAUGGAAAACAAGCUCAAUAGAUACCCAAUAGAUUGUACAAUUGGAAA